UGAGAGGAAGGGCUUGUCCUCACAUGUGAUUAGUGGGUGUGUGUUGUCUACACCCUCAGUCAGUGCGACGUUUUAUUAAAGUUGUAAGAUGGCGACGGUGCAUCUGAGGAUCGGGGACCUUGUGUGGGGGAAGCUUGGGCGUUACCCACCAUGGCCAGGAAAGGUAGUAAGCCCUCCAAAGGACCUGAAAAAGCCAAGGGGGAAAAAAUGCCAUUUUGUGAAAUUCUUUGGGACUGAAGACCAUGCCUGGAUCAAAGUAGAACAACUGAAGCCCUACCAUGCCCACAAAGAGGAGAUGAUCAAGAUUAAUAAAGGAAAGCGCUUUCAGCAGGCAGUUGAUGCAGUGGAAGACUUCCUAAAGAAAGCUAAGGGAAAAGAACAGAACGCCGAUGGUAAAGGUGACUCAAAAGGAAAGAAGACGCCUAACAAGCCACUGAAAAUACUGGAGGAGGAUGACGAGGAUCUCAGCGCACUGAAGGACCCCUCUGAGAAGGACUUGACUGACUCUGACCCUGAGCCAUCCACUAUUGAGAGGCUGGGGGCUGGACCUGGCACAGGACUCAAAUGGGAAAGCAGUCCUGUGAAAGAUGACCCACAUUUCCAUCACUUCCUACUGAGCCAGUCUGAGAAGGCGGCCUCAUCAAUGGAACCCAUCAGCAAGCGCCUGAAGAUCAUUGAAGAAGACACAGGGUCAACAUCUAUCCAAGCAGCAGACAGCACAGCCAUCAAUGGAAGCAUCACACCCACAGAUAAAAGGAUAGGGUUCCUGGGACUGGGGCUGAUGGGAAGUGGUAUAGUUUCCAACCUGCUGAAAAUGGGUCACGUGGUCACCGUGUGGAAUCGCACAGCAGAAAAGUGUGACCUGUUCAUUCAGGAGGGCGCCAGGUUAGGCCGGACUCCUGCAGAGGUGGCCUCCACGUGUGACAUCACUUUCUCCUGUGUCUCUGACCCAAAGGCUGCCAGGGAUUUGGUGCUGGGACCCAGUGGAGUGCUGCAGGGAAUCAGGCCAGGAAAAUGCUAUGUUGAGAUGUCCACUGUUGACCCAGAGACCAUCACAGAGCUCUCACAGGUGAUCACGUCGCGGGGAGGCCGUUUCCUGGAAGCUCCAGUGGCAGGAAGCCAGCAGCUCUCCAAUGAUGGGAUGCUGGUCAUCCUGGCAGCCGGUGACAGGACGGUCUACGAGGACUGCAGCAGCUGCUUCCAGGCCAUGGGCAAGACCUCCUUCUUCCUGGGUGAGGCAGGGAACGCAGCGAGGAUGAUGCUGAUAGUCAACAUGGUGCAGGGCAGCUUCAUGGCCACCAUUGCAGAGGGGCUUACUCUAGCCCAGGCCACUGGCCAGUCACAGCAGACCUUCCUGGACAUCCUCUGCCAGGGCCAGAUGGCGAGCACCUUUGUGGACCAGAAAUGUCAAAAUAUUUUACAGGGCAACUUUAAGCCCGACUACUAUUUGAAACACAUUCAGAAGGAUCUGAGACUAGCCAUCUCCAUGGGCGACAUGGCCAACCAUCCAACCCCAAUGGCUGCAGCUGCCAAUGAGGUUUACAAGAGGGCUAAGGCACUGGACCAGUCAGACAAUGAUAUCUCUGCAGUCUACAGAGCCUACAUUCACUAGAGCGGGGUGUGACCUAUCCUCCGGACCACAGUCUUUAACCCUUUCUUAUUUCUCCCUCAUCAUUUAUCAGAGUUUUUAUUUUCAAUUCUACUUGUUCUAUUUCAUUUUGCCUCAGUGGCAGCCAUGUUACUUGCCCACAAGUCAUGGGAUGAAAUAAAUUUUUAGAGGCAACCUUCAGUAUUGUACUGAUUGUACCGGGGGAUUAUAAGGUGUAAUGGUGUGUUCAGACUAAAAGCUGAGUGGAUUUUUGCCCAGUGCGAGUCUGUGGAGUAGCUGGGGAAGGCAGCUAAUGCUAGUGCUAAUUUGGUUCAUAUUUUCCGAGUUUAUCUGGUCGUUCAACUGUCUGACUUAUCUCCUUUUGUGUUCUGUCUCUAUAAAGUACAGACGCAUCGUAAAGCUCCGCGGAUGGUCGAAAAUAAGGAGAUGAUUAGAAAAAAUUAGGAGAGAAUCUCAGCCUUGAUAAGCUUUCAAGAAACAGGAUCAAGUUGAGGAUGUUUCAUUUCGAGCGGACAGCAUUAACCCGGUGCAAAGUCACAUCUUUGCUUUGAUUUUGCAAGUAAUCCCACCAUGGGAAAAACUUUCCUUGCAUUUGAUCUGAACACACCACAACAGUACUCCAAACAAGGUUUUACUACUGCUAUGGGGGCAGUUUGUCUGGAUUCUGACAACUCAAAAAAAAAAAAAAAAAGGGCGGGAGAAGUAAUGCAGGGUGUAUGGCAAGGAUGUGUGGUGCAGUGCUACUGUGAUGAGCAGAGUGUCAGAUGUUCAGUCCAGAGAAAUUGCUGUCAGCUUUAGCGGAUGCAGAAACCCUAAAGAUUUUUUUUUGUUGAUGUGCAAAUGAAGAGUUUAUUUAAUUGAGUGUGAUAUUUGCUUUUCUUUUUAAAUGUGGAGAAUUCCAUGAGAGAGCACCAAGUACAUGCCCCUGCAUUGCCUUAAUAUUGUAACCCCUGAAGUCUUUCAAUUAUAGAUGUAUUUAUUUAUGCUUCUUUCCAGGUCUUCUUGGUGCAGUAUGUUCACGGCUUGUUUCUGUGUUUGACUAGAUGAUGUAGGCUUUUACGUUGGUUUUAAGGAUUAAUCUUCGAAGCGAUUAAGGACAGAAUAACGUAAGUGUUGAGGCCUUAAAAUGCAGUAAUAAUUGAAAUAUCUCAAGACUUGAGAUUUCCACAUUUCAACACUUCGUUCUUUUGUUUGAGAGUUCUCAGUUCUUCUGUUUUUCUUUUUUUAAUAUAUUACCCAGGCAGCAAGAUGAAUCCACCUCUUGAUUUGCAUUUUAACUGAAGUUCAUAAUUAUAUCAUUAGUUUUAAACACUGCCUCUAGAAUAAAUACAACAUCCUCCGCUCCACAGUCAGUAGCAACAUUACUAUUGAGAAGCUAAUAAAGCACGCCAUCCCAUACACACGCACUGAGCCGUUCGUUCCAUUUCCAUAUUUAAACAGGCCGGUCCCCAAUGAGAUGUUUGAGAUUCAUAAUUUAUUUAUUAUAUUGCCCUCACUUUACUUUGGUUAAAAUAAAGGGAGGGAUGGUAGUUGGCCACAUGGCAGUGGGGGCCACCUUGAAUACAUAGUAGAGGUCCUCGCAAGUCCACUAGGUUCAUAGUAUACAAGACCUGAUUCAGUUCUGGAACUUGACUGAUAAAUCAGCAGCAUGAUCAGCUGAUAUACGCUCAGCAUAGAUUGAUCGCACAUAAUAAGAAAUAUCAGUAGAGAAAGACCAAAUAAAGGGGGUCAUUAACAAAGCCAUGUGUCAAUCACAGAGAGCUCUGAAAAGAAACAUCCCACUCUACAUAUCUUACCAGUGCGUCAAUAAACAAUUAUUAAAAAUAUUUGUUGCAUGUUCAAAAGUGAACAGGAGCAGAUAUAUUCUUAUCAGUUUUGAACUCAAAUGUUUAUGCCGAGAACUGAAUUUUUGAGACAAACCACCAUGUGUGUAUACUUGGCUCCAUUUUAUUAUUAGUCUUAAUCAGGUCAGGAUUACAUUCUGUCGCUGAAGCGCUCAGGUCUGUGUGUUGGCAUGUGUCAUACCUCAGUGGAUCUGAUCAGACUCUGCUCGGAUAAAUCAUGAUUUGAAGAAAAGCAAAAGAUACCUUCAGGACAAAAGUGUAAAUGCAUGUUAAUGGUUUAGUCCGAAACCACAACCUUUUGGAUCGAUUCUGAGCUAUCAAGUCAUUUUCUUUUCAAGUUAAUUUAUGUAGUAAGGGUUUUUACAGGAGAUGCUUUGGAUAGGGCCAAAAGUGUCGACACUCUACUGUGUCGCCUGAAACAUGCCCUUGAAAUGUAUGCAGAUGCAAAAGACAUGGCCAACAUACGCAAAAAAACAUUGCACAGUUUUUUCCCUGCUAACAGGAUAGAGUACUGAUACAGUUGAUUACUCAGUCUGGGCUUGUCAGAGACGAGACACAAGUACAGUUUUGAUGUGCCUGUCAGAGCUGCGCUAUAUUCCACCACUAUAACCUGCAGAUGGAUCAUAAUGUGUGACAUUUUAGCUCAAGUCACCUUUGAGAGUGAGUUUGGGGUUUUACACCUUGUUCCUUUUUUUUUUAUAUAUAUAUAUGUGAGAUUUGGCUGACUUCACUUCACCUCUUAUCUCCUACAUGGUGUUGGUGUAGGUGCAGUAAUUGGUCUUUCAAGAUGACAAUACAACAGCAAAUCUGUCCAGAAAAACAAACUGACGGAGAAAUGCGUCUCGAGGCACGUCAAAACUCGACAAUGCCUGUCGACGUGGGGUUUGUCCCCGAUUAUUAAAAGCUGUUGCCCUGCUGUUCUUCCACCAUGACGUGAAGAAACUGAAGUGUGAAGCAUGUACACCAUCAGUAAACCCCAACUGUUAUUGCUUCCUUGCAGGAAAAAGUAACUCAUGGUGUUUAGUUACUUUACAGUCUUGAUGAGUUGAAAGUUUCUCUCAGCAGAAUAAUUUUACUAUACAUUAAUCAUCCAGAAUCUGGUUUUGGAAGAGUUGCCAAAGAAAUGAUAACCACGGUUUUUAAUUUAGCCUCAGUGUGAAGAAGCGUCUUUAGAAGACGGAUGUAAAUAGCAUUAGGUUGAGUUGGGUUUCUUUUAUAUCUACAAUUAACAGGUUUAAUGAAAGCAACGUCUCUUGAUUUUGACUACAGAGCGACUGUCUAACAUAUUUCUGUCUUAAUACUGUAGAUUGUUUAAGUGUAAAUGGUUUAUUACUAUGUAGCUUAAAUAAUCAGGCUUAUUGUUGCAUUGAAAUGACAAUGACUUGGAUCCUGUUGAAGAAAGAAGGGUGUAACUUUGCUUUUGGGGAUAUGUAUGAUUUUGUGUACGUGUGGAAAUCAAGACUUUUGUGCUGUUUAAUAAAUCCUCUCCUGAUUACUGA
This is a messenger RNA of Scophthalmus maximus (turbot), 4952 nucleotides long. RefSeq names its product glyoxylate reductase 1 homolog (Arabidopsis) (gene glyr1). Bases 89 to 1612 code for a protein of 507 amino acids. Gene Ontology annotation, molecular function: oxidoreductase activity, acting on the CH-OH group of donors, NAD or NADP as acceptor; NADP binding; NAD binding. The transcript is spliced from 16 exons. The record is from RefSeq and is a predicted model, not a curated record. Lineage: Eukaryota; Metazoa; Chordata; Actinopteri; Pleuronectiformes; Scophthalmidae.